Molecule: messenger RNA, 699 nt
Organism: Necator americanus (New World hookworm)
Lineage: Eukaryota; Metazoa; Nematoda; Chromadorea; Rhabditida; Ancylostomatidae
Exons: 7
Coding region: 1-699 (232 amino acids)
Source: RefSeq, a predicted model, not a curated record
AUGCUCUUCAUAUCUGGUCUUUUCUUCUGUGUUCUCUCUACCGUAUCUUCUACCAUUAUUAACACUACAGAACUAACAUGUCCUCCUGGUUGGUUUAGAUAUCGUGAUUCCUGCUACUUUUUCGAUAAUCCCUUGUUAGAGCACGAUAAGGCGGAAAUUAAGUGCUGGGAGAUGGGAUCGACACUUUUAGUUGCGGAAACACUCGACGAAUAUGAACUGAUCACUGAUCGUGCGAAGGAAAGCGCGUGGAGUUGGGUCGGUCUCACACAAAGCGAUGACCUCGAGCACCAUAUUCCACAAUGGAGCACGAGCGGAGGAGUUGAUCCAAUCCUAAUUAACUGGCUUGUGAAACCAUAUCUCGCGGUCUCCAAUGGCUGGACGACUCAAGCAAAAUGCGCUGCACAUCUGAAUGUUCCCGCCGGUCCAUCCGCCUCGUACACUUUCUUCCUACCAUGUACUGUUCAGACAUAUUCUAUAUGUGAGAAAAAUGCUACGCUUUUCCCUCGUAUAUGGGAACAUGGCUUAAUAGGAAUGAAUAGCCGAGUCGGGAUAAUCAUGCCUUCACUAUUUUUCUUCGAAGGACAGCUAGUCGAACCGAGCAUGUCAUGUCGUCUUGACCCGACUGAAGUUCGGAUUCUUCUUGAAGGCAGCGUAUCGUUUGGACCUGGACGUGUUGCGGAAUUCACAAACGAAGCGUAG